Molecule: messenger RNA, 870 nt
Organism: Uloborus diversus
Lineage: Eukaryota; Metazoa; Arthropoda; Arachnida; Araneae; Uloboridae
Exons: 4
Coding region: 109-771 (220 amino acids)
Source: RefSeq, a predicted model, not a curated record
CUUGUGUUAUUUUAAUGAUCUUAUGGUAUGGUAUAUUGGGGUUUGAGAUCUGUCACCAAAGGGAAAGAUAAACUGUGGACCACUAUGACCGGAAGAUGAACUGUCAAAAUGAACCUCAGCAUUUACCUCAUAUUCUUGAUUGUGCUGCUGGGCUUCAAUAUUCUGUUCUGGGUCCUUGUCAUUUGGUUUCGAAUCUUCUUCGGCUGCAGUGUGUGUGGAGCGAGCAGGAGGAAUCCAUCAGAUCGACGAGGAGGGCGUGACUCUCAGCCCGGUCUGGGAAAUCCCGCGUUUAUUCACGAUGAGGACGAAGAUCCAGCGCGGACGCGGCCAAGGCCUUACACAAUCACGGAGAGGAUGGAAUCUCCACCUUCAUACGAAGAUGCCAUCAAACAGGAGCAAUUCGGAUUUCAAAUACCCACCGCAAGCACGGAUGCACCACAGAGAUCUGAACUUUCGAGUCUUCAAAUUCUUCAGAAUCAGACUGAAAGUGAACCAACUGUAAGUCACAGAGAGGGUGCUGCAAUCCAAUCAAGCUCUACUGCUUCAAGUCAGGCGCCUACAGACCCGAGAGAUAUCGCAUCUUGUUCGCGUGUGCACACGUAUCCAGCUCGCCAGUUGUCCACCAUCAGUGAAGAAAAUGACGACUCACUGCCAGUCACAGUCAUUAUUGACAAUAUUGGUGUCCAAACAGCCAGACUCUUAGGGGAUUCAUUGGAUCCAACGAUCAAAUUAACGGACGGAGAGCAGCUGAUAGAUCAUUCGAAAUGUUGACCACAACGGAGAGAACUUUCUCUGUGUACAAUAUAGUUUUGAAAGCAGAUUGCUAAUUGUAAAAAGAAAAAGAUUAUUGUGACUGAAAUAAAGGUUUUA